Molecule: messenger RNA, 1410 nt
Organism: Yarrowia lipolytica CLIB122
Lineage: Eukaryota; Fungi; Ascomycota; Dipodascomycetes; Dipodascales
Biological process (GO): regulation of transcription by RNA polymerase II
Cellular component (GO): mediator complex
Molecular function (GO): transcription coregulator activity
Source: RefSeq, a predicted model, not a curated record
AUGCCACCAAAAAGCGAGAUUGACGACGAGACCAAGAAGAAGCAGUUGGUGUCUAUUCUUGCGGCGCUGGAGAAGGCGCCCAUUAAGGCAACUCCCGCUGGAAUCCGGAAAUUGGCCCAGCAGCGGGGCCUCGAAGUUUUCGGAGAAGAUUUGGCGGAAGGAACACGAAUCUCCCUCGGAGGAUCGACUAUCCUCAUUGAUAUCGACAUGAUCACCAGUCCAAUCGACAGGGUGGUGCGUGUGAACUUCUCUGUGGACGCCAAGGUGGCUCCUUCGGAUCCCAUACACUCCUACACGAACCCUGAGAUCUCUCCGUCAAUCAACGACGUUCUGCUGUCAUCUUUGCAGGCUUCCAAGCUGGACAAGUUUGCGCGACACCUCGCCUUUCUUUCAGACAUGGAGCGUCUAUCGUCUGAGAAAUGCAACUCUUUCAGAGCCAUUGAUGAGGUGGCCCAUGCUCUAUUCUUCAAGUACAAGAAGCUGGGCAAGAAGGAUUCACCUGCGGACUUUUGCAUGGGCUUUGGACAGCCGCUGCUCAACUACGAAGAGAAUUUGGGUCUGUUUCUCAAGUACUGGACUACCCAGCACCAAGUGAGAGACGCAGAAAAAGCUGCAGUUACUGCUGAGUAUAUUGCCGAGUUUGGAUUGCGAGAGAACUCAGGAGACUGCCAUGCAAAGUACUCCACUGGAUGGAUCAACGAGGGCGGAGAGUGGCAAGAGAUUGCUGCUCAGGAUAGCACCGCUGAGUUUGUGCUGAGACUCAAUCCUCCGGUGCUGAUGAACAAAGACCUGGCCACCAAGCUGGGAGCCUCGUACACAGUUGUGGGCAACGAUACGCCGUUCGAUCUGCUCGGAAAUACCUUUUACCGAUCGUUCCGGGAAGUUCAUACAUCCGACUCGGACUCUGUCAGAAUGAAUGUGGAAUACAGCAAUCUGGUGGCUAAGGACGAGCUGGUUUCCGUCACAGAAGUGCCUGUGGACCACCCGCGAUCGCUGGAGUCGCUCUUUGACAUUCUGCGGACCCAGAUCCAGCUGUCGACGGUGCUGGAGUCGGUUCUCAUCAAGGAUUCCAUGGUGGGACAGGAAGAACUGGAUACAAACGACAAUGUGCUUGUCGAGGAGCUUCUCAAUGCUGGCCCCGUGGUGCAGCAUGCUGAUGAGGGCCAACGGCUGCCUUUGACGGUGUCUCUAGGUGAUAACAACGGUUUACUGAGUCUGUCUGUUGAGGUGCAUGCCUGGAAGACGUGGUUUGAUGUGGUGAUUGACAAGAACAAGCUGGUGCUUACAAAUCUGCAGGCAUCGCCGGGAUCCACUACUUUGGAGGUUGCGCGGUUUGGAAAGCUCAUCAACUUUUCCGAAGAUCUGGCUCUCAGCAUUCUCCUUGCCAAAAACACAACAAAACCUAACUAA